This is a messenger RNA of Trichomonas vaginalis G3, 408 nucleotides long. RefSeq lists its product as uncharacterized. Bases 1 to 408 code for a protein of 135 amino acids. NCBI's taxonomy places the organism in Eukaryota, Parabasalia, Trichomonadida, Trichomonadidae. The record is from RefSeq and is a predicted model, not a curated record. The transcript has a single exon.
AUGGAUUCAUGCACUAAGGAAUUUUAUGAUAAUUUACUGACGUAUUUCCUCAAUUACGACCUUUCAUCAUUUAAUGUACGAAUCAUACCGAUGACUGAAGCCAAACAAGAUUUAAUAGAAUUAUCAACAAAUCCUUUAGAUGUAUGGAUAAAUACACAUUAUGAUGAAUUGUGUGCAGGUAUGACAUGUAAAAAUGCUCUAUUCUGCAAACCAUCAGACAUGAAAGACAAAAACUUUCAAAUGAGUAUUAAGGAUAAAUGUGAUAAGAAACAGAGAAGAAUAGAUGGUAAACAGACAUGGUAUUAUGUUUUGAAAGAAGAAAUGAAAGGAUUAUAUAAACAGGUUGAACCAAACGAUAAUGAGGAAUCAUUUACUGACGAUGAAAUACCUGUAAAUGAAGCUUUAUAA